CAUGAUGUCUACAGCCAGUUCAUAACCAGGAGGGAUGGGAGGCCUUGAUUUCUAUCUGCUCCAGCUGUGAGCAGCACAGCUCUUAUUUAAAGGAGGUGUGAGGAGUCCCAUGCAUUGAAUUAGUUUGUCAGAAUGAAGAAGGAUCUUGUAUUGGGAGGGUUGGUGCUGCUCAGCCUUUGGCUGAUCUCAGGAAUCCAGGCUGUAAAACGAUUUCAGGAUGUCAUGUUUCAUGGAAAGCAGUCGAAUGACCAAGGACAUAAUAGCCAGAUUCGUGGAUGGUCUCCUGACAGGACCACCUGGGAUGAGCAGCUUUAUCCUGCCUGGAAAGCUGGAGAUGCCAGAUGGGAAAACUGCUGGAGAGGUGGCAAGGUGGAGGCUCUCUUGACCAGUGACAGCCCAGCGCUGAUAGGGUCAAACAUUACCUUUGCUGUGACUCUGCGGUUUCCCAGAUGCCAAAAAGAGAAUGAUGAUGGUGACAUAGUAUAUGAUGGAAAAUGCAGAAAUGACUCUUCUAGCUACCAAGAUCAGUAUGUUUACAACUGGACCAAAUGGGUAGAUGACUGCAAUGAAGGAAAUUGCACCUUUCUCAAUAAGUUUCCAGAUGGCCGUCCUUUCCCUCAUCACCCUGACUGGAGGAGGAGGAACUUUGUAUAUGUCUUCCAGACCCUGGGUCAGUACUAUGCACUGUGUGGGAGAUCCUCUGCAGUCCUAUCCAUCAAUACAACAAACCUCACCGCUGGCACACAGAUGAUGGAAGUGUCUGUGUAUAGAAGGGAUCGAAGACGGCACUAUCCAGUUGCUAAAGCAAGUGCAAUGUACAUUGUGACAGAACAAAUCCCUCUCUACGUGAACAUUUCCCAGAAGAAUGAUCGCAAUUCCUCAGACAAGAUCUUUAUUAAGGAUUCUCCUAUAACCUUUGAUGUCAAGCUUCAUGAUCCAAGUCACUACCUUGCCAAAUCAGCUGUGUCCUUCAACUGGACAUUUGGGGAUGGAAGUGGGUCCUUUGUUUCCAAUAAUCCCUUUUCUAGUCACACCUAUACUCUGUUGGGAAACUUCAGCCUUAAUCUGACUGUGAAAGCUGCCAUUCCUGGACCCUGCAAGCCAGUUACAACCACUCCUUUCAUUCCAACAACCUACCUUUCUACUACCACAGCUCCAGUGACCAGCAAUACCACAGGCAACUCUACAGACCUUCCCUUCACUGAGACUGCAUUUGUGACAACUGAAGGUUCCAACAUUACUACUGCUCCUACUACUGAAACUACUACACACAUACAAACCACUCCAGCUGCUGGCUGUUUCAUUGAUCGUUAUGGCUAUUACAAAACAAACAUUAGAAUUGUGGAUGGUAUCUUGGAGGUGAAUAUUGUAGAGAUGACAAAUGUGUCUCCAUCUGAAGCUCAAAAUGCUUUUAUAGACUUUGUCGUGGCUUGCCAAGGAAGUAUACCCACUGAUGCCUGCACUAUAAUCUCGGACUCCACAUGCACAAUUCCACAAAACGAAGUCUGUGAUGAGGUAGUGACUACUGAUGAAUGUUUGGUGACUCUAAGAAGAGCCUUUACAGGACCAGGAACCUAUUGUGUGAAUAUUACACUGGGUGAUGAUGCAAGCCUGGCUCUUGCAAGUACCCUUGUUUCUGUGAGUGAAGGAACUGGCACACCUGCACCAGUAAAAGAGAUCCUUAUUUACCUGGGCAUUUUGGCUGUUGUUGCUGUAGCUGUUGGUGCCCUCUUGUACAAGAAAUAUAAAGGCUACAAACGCAUUGAUGCAGCUUACCAUGACAGUACCAAUGAAGGGUUAAGUGUGACCUUCAACCAAAUAAAAUCGAGUCUUCUAAAAAGAAAUGAUGAGCACCACCCCCUUCUGAAGACCAAGGCUGGUGUCAUAUAAUCUGUAAUGGGCCUCAUGUUCUGAUUAGGAUGCUGUUGACAAUCUGUAUCAGGAACUCUUAAAUAAAAUUACUUAAUUACUACUGUAGAUAUUUCUUUAGGCUUGAACUACUGAUAUUGUCAAAUAUUCUAGGUGUUCUUUGAUUUGAUGGUUAUGUGUUCCAACUUCUUUCAGUUUCUGUAGCUAAAACCUGUUGUAAAGACUCUGUAAAGAAUUCUGCUAAGUCGAAUACUUGGGUACACAUAAUGCGAAUUUGAACAAAGUUGCACUUUGACACUGCAACUUAUUGUUACAAUGGCUUGAAGCUAGAAAAAGACACAGGUUAGCUAGAUUUCCUUAUUCAGGUCUUUGCUCUGCUAGAAACAUGGGCACAGACUGAAACUAGAAUCGUAUGCAUGAUCGAACUUGACAUGGACUACUGUAGGGUUUUGUCAAAUUGUGUUAAUGAUGACAUUGGUGGGGUAGGAAAACCUCAGACUUGUGGUAUAUGGCGAGUGGGUACUGGUAUGAGAAGGCAAAGAGACAUUGCAUAUUCUAAAUGUGAUCUCCUCUUUCAAGCCAUGUCCAGCAACUUAGUUUGUGCUGUUUUUAAGAAGGCCAGGAUGUCAACUGGUAGAAUGCCUCAAAAGAGAAUGUUAAGCUUUAAUGGUUCUUCUGUACAGAUCUGGUUCAUAUAUUGUUACUCUGUAUAUCUCACCACUCCUAUCUGACUCAAGCAACUACGCUACAAUAGCAUUAAAACCCAGACAGAUCUGCCACAUCAGGCUUGUUCUCUGAUGCUUUCACUAACUGGACAAUGGUAAGCCUGUCUGUGAGGCACUGCCUUCUAGUACCCUGCCCAUCCCAUAAUCUGAUGCAACCUACCAUACUGAUUAAACUCAGAAAUAGACUUAACCUCUGCUUGUAACUUCCUUAUCUAACACUGCGUUACUUGCUAGCAGUCUCAUCAGAUAACCAUGGUAAAAAGUUGGAACCCCUCACUACUUCACAUGUGGUGGUUAUGGUGGAGUCCCCUUGCACCACUAAAAUGUCAAACCAGUCUUGAUUAGUUAUGACACAAAGUACUUGUUCCUUAAUCGGGGACCCUGAAAGUGGUGAAAGUAUAGCAGUCUCAGCUGAUUUAUAUGAUGCCAAGCAACUCUGCAUCAUAUUAUAUUUUUGUUAUGAUGCAUGUCAAGUGUAAUCAUCUGUUGGUAUUGUGUGCAUUUCUCAGUAACUCCUAAUUUAUAAACUGCUUAAUAUUGUACAGUACACAAGAAUCUAAAAUAAACUGGAGCAAAUUCUUGUCA
Pelobates fuscus (common spadefoot toad) is the source of this 3179-nucleotide messenger RNA. Its product is annotated as protein QNR-71-like. The record is from RefSeq and is a predicted model, not a curated record. Gene Ontology annotation, cellular component: plasma membrane. Gene Ontology annotation, molecular function: integrin binding. Lineage: Eukaryota; Metazoa; Chordata; Amphibia; Anura; Pelobatidae. Gene Ontology annotation, biological process: cell adhesion. Bases 133 to 1890 code for a protein of 585 amino acids. The transcript has 11 exons.